Messenger RNA from Lachnellula hyalina, 438 nucleotides. RefSeq lists its product as uncharacterized. The record is from RefSeq and is a predicted model, not a curated record. NCBI's taxonomy places the organism in Eukaryota, Fungi, Ascomycota, Leotiomycetes, Helotiales, Lachnaceae. The transcript has 2 exons. The coding region runs from base 1 to 438 and encodes 145 amino acids.
AUGAUUCGAAACUCUACACGGCGUUUUAUCCCCAAAAUCUCAGUCCUCCCAGUGGCGAAUCAGGAAAGGGGGUUUGCCAAUACAAGGACUUCUCCGGGUGCAAGAGAUAUCAAUGAUGUUAAAAAACAUCCCCAACCAUCCGCUCCCUCUCAAACAUCAUCAUCAGCAUCAUCAACCAAAACCUCUGAAAGCGCAGCCAGGACUACCGCCAAUCCUGAUUCCGAUGUAAAUGUGGAUAUGAAGGUGGCGAAAGAAGAAGAAAAAAAAAGUAUAGGAGGCAGCAAGAAGAAGAAAAGUAUGGCUGAGCUUGACGAGGAGAUGAGAGCGAAGUUAGAUGGGAUUUCGGGGGAGGGAGGGGGAGCUGGGGUGGAAUAUGAGGGGGGGAAGGCGGUGGGGUUGAAGAGGGGAGUUAGGGAGAACAUGUUUAGGGUUAUUUGA